This is a messenger RNA of Malurus melanocephalus (red-backed fairy wren), 3703 nucleotides long. RefSeq names its product mitochondrial chaperone BCS1 (gene BCS1L). Gene Ontology annotation, molecular function: ATP binding; ATP hydrolysis activity. The transcript is spliced from 8 exons. Gene Ontology annotation, cellular component: mitochondrial inner membrane. Gene Ontology annotation, biological process: mitochondrial respiratory chain complex III assembly; protein insertion into mitochondrial inner membrane from matrix. NCBI's taxonomy places the organism in Eukaryota, Metazoa, Chordata, Aves, Passeriformes, Maluridae. The record is from RefSeq and is a predicted model, not a curated record. Bases 116 to 1375 code for a protein of 419 amino acids.
GGCGCGGCGCAGGUGAGCGGUGGCGGCGGCGGUGGCAUCGGCACCGGCCGGACKGGGGGUGUGUUUCCGGAGCACAGAAACAAUGCUGUGGAAAGGAGCUGCCUAACCUUUCACAAUGCCCUUUUCUGACUUCGUCUUAGCACUGAAGGACAACCCGUAUUUUGGGGCUGGGUUUGGCCUYGUUGGGGUGGGCACAGUCCUGGCAGCAGCCCGUAAGGGGGCCCAGUUUGGGUUGGUGGCUUUCAGGCGCCACUAUAUGAUCACCUUGGAGGUGCCCAGCAAGGAUAAGAGCUACCAGUGGCUGCUGAACUGGGUCUCCCACCAUGCCAAGCACACGCAGCACCUCAGUGUUGAGACGUCGUACCUGCAGCAUGAAAGUGGGCGUGUCAGCACCAAGUUCGACUUUGUCCCCAGCCUCGGGAAUCAUUUCAUCUGGUAUCGCAAGAAGUGGAUUCGUAUCGAGCGCAGCCGGGAGACGCAGAUGAUUGACCUGAACACGGGGACCCCCUGGGAGUCUGUCACCUUCACUGCACUGGGCACUGACCGGGAGAUCUUCUUCAAUAUCCUUCAGGAAGCCCGGGAGCUGGCGCUGCAGCAGCAGGAGGGGAGGACGAUCAUGUAUACGGCUGUGGGAGCAGAGUGGCGUCAGUUCGGUUUYCCCCGCCGCCGCCGGCCCCUCAGCUCCGUGGUGUUGGACCAAGGCGUGUCAGAGAGGCUGGUUCAGGAUGUCAAGGACUUCAUCAGCAACCCCAAGUGGUACAUUGAAAGAGGGAUCCCCUACCGAAGAGGCUACCUUCUGUAUGGUCCUCCUGGCUGUGGGAAAAGCAGUUUUAUCACAGCCCUGGCUGGGGAACUGGAGUACAGUAUCUGCCUGCUGAGCCUCAGUGACCAUAGCCUCUCUGAUGACCGGCUCAAUCACCUCCUGAGUGUGGCACCACAGCAGAGCAUCAUCCUGCUGGAGGAUGUGGAUGCUGCCUUCAUCAGUCGGGACCUUGCUGCUGAGAACCCGGCUGUGUACCAAGGCAUGGGGCGCCUGACCUUCAGUGGUCUCCUCAAUGCACUGGAUGGUGUGGCCUCCACAGAAGCCAGGAUUGUCUUCAUGACCACCAACUAUGUGGACAGGCUGGACCCAGCCUUGGUGCGCCCUGGCCGUGUGGAUCUGAAGCAGUACGUGGGCCAUUGCUCCCGCUGGCAGCUCGCCUGCAUGUUCCAGCGCUUCUACCCCGAGCAGCCCCCGGYUGCAGCCCAGCGGUUUGCGGAGCAGGCGCUGGCGGUCUCCAAACAGAUCAGCGCUGCCCAAGUGCAGGGUCACUUCAUGCUUUACAAGACGGACCCUGAAGGAGCCACUUCAAACAUAAGCUCCAGCCUGCUGUGACCAGGGGYCAGCUUUCCCUUGUGACACUGAGAGGACUGGGACAAAGAUGUGACCAUCCUGGGGAUGCCACAAAGCUGCCCAGCUGCACCGGCCAGGUCUCUGUUCACCUCUACCCUCCAGUGCCUUGGUUUUGGAGAACCAGGGCUGCCAGCCUUGCAGCAAGGGAGGGAAUCUGGCUCUUGGCGCUCUCCAGACUUCGGUGCUGCUGCACCAGCCCUGCUCACCAGUGUGUGCCUCGUGUUGGGGUUGCUGUAAAUUGCCAGGGCUCUUGGGUGUGAAUUCCCUUCCUUKUGGGUCAGCCUGGGGGUGCCCCAGAAGGCCAUUUCCUUUGGGCAAGACAYUGGGGUUCUACACUGCUAAAAGCUGCUGGUUUUUUUAAAAGACAGUGGUCUCACUGGUUUGUGAAUAUCCUCUGUGAAGUGCACAACACAGCUCUUGUCUCUCUGGUCCCUUUUCCUGUUAGUUGCUCCACUAUCUAGCUGCUGGUCCAGAGCMCUCCUGACCAGGGCCUGGCAAGGCCACUAUUGCAAAUUCAGAGUGUUUCUGAAAAAAAACAAACAGCUCCUAUGAGACAACUCGUCCCUCAGGCUCUAGGCURGGGCCACUGCUCCUGCUGAGUUAUGAUGUCCUGCUGAGGUAUGAUGCCAAGCUACAGAUCUGCUUGGAUAUUGUUCCUAGGUGGCCAUGACUGUCCUUCCCACCAGAGGAGAUGUGGGGCCCAGGAGCUAUGUGAUGGCAGAUGAGAGGCUUUGGCCAGUUACAGCAUAUCUUAACAACAGCUGUCCCAUCCCAGUCCCCUUUUCAGACUCCUGAAAAUCAGUUUCCCUAGAGCCAGUCUUACGAUAAAGCGGUCAGUUUUGGGAGCUGCAACACCUUGCUGGGGCUGGGCAAGUGGGUUCCAGGCCAAACCCAAAUUGCAGGUCACUGCUUAGGCCUCCUCUUGGCUCUGCCCUGCAGGGCCAGGAGAACACAGCAGUACACAGGGGCACAGCCAAUGGCCCUUGGAUGGAUUUUGGUGCAAACAGGCAGUGCUUUGGUGCAGCCCCAUACUUGCACAAAUGUUUCUGCAAGUGAAGGAGCAGGAUGCUGCUGGUUGGCAUCUCAAACUUUGUGUUUGGCCAUCCUGCAGAGGAUGGCUGCUCAGUUCAGCCUCUCCCCUCAAAGCUAGGGGUCAAAACUGACCAGUGAGUGACUGGCAAAUAYCUCCGAGGUGUCUGGGAGAUGGGGAGUGGUUGGUGGGGGACCUGAUACCACCACAUGCAACAUGUUUCACUCUGCUUGCUUUUAAUAGUGUUAAUGCUACAGACGCUGCMGGUGCCUUUCUGCCCGGCCCAAGGGCUUUUACCAGUUAAGCCUCACAACAGCCUUGUGAGGUAGGUGAUUGACAGAGGCAGACACCAAGCAAGGAAGCCAGGUCAGCGUGCAGGCUGUGUUGCUCCCCUCUGACCUGGACGUUUGUUUAUCCCAAAUUAAUUUCCACAUACUGUUGCAAAGUGCCUUCUGCUCCAGGGUAACAGCAGUGAGUCAGAGAGGGCCCUUUCUAAAACACUAUUUCCAGGAAAAAACCCUUCCCUCUAACACAUCUGGCAUUUGAUUGAAGUUAUCCAAGUCCUCACUCACUCUGAUUUCCAUGGCUGAAUUCCCAUGCUCCAGACAUGGCACAGCAACUUCCCUGCUGAGAGUAAUCCUGGCUUGCUGGAGGAAGCCAAGGAGUUUCAGCUGCUGUGAGUGGCAGAGAACUUCCAUGUUUCUUUCAGGACACAACCAAAUUUUUUCUUGGAGCACAGCAGUUUCACCAGUGAAGGCAGGAAGCAGCAGAACAAGCACCACUAUCAGGCAAAGUUUGYGCCUUUUCACCCAAGUGUGGGCAGGCCAUUCCACCAGCUGAACAAGGACAGAGGGASCACUGAAGAAAAAUUAGGGCUCUCUUCAGGGUGCGAGUGCUCAGCCCUCAUCCACAGGAGGGCACAUCUGGUUCUCAGGUCACCUAGUCCAGGACAGGUAGUGUAGGCUCAGGCCAAAAAGGGAGAAAAAUAGUAAUGAUUUUAGAGCAUUGGGGUUGAAAAUAGACCAGGGUUGGAAAUUUAAGCACAGAAGGUUCUUGAGCAGCAGGUUAAAUCAACCCCUUCAGGUCAAGACYGAGGCAUUGAGUAAGCAGGGAAGCAGGUGAGGAGUUCCUAGUCAAGAAAGGGGUUUGUGCAACUUCGUGUGCCAAAGACCAGCCAGACGGGUUUGGCAAAUGCCCUCGUGGCACACAUAGCAAUUGGUUUCUGGGGAUCUCACAUGAAGUUCCAGCAAGUCCAUUGUGGCACUGCUAUUUUUGCACUU